Messenger RNA from Desarmillaria tabescens, 1495 nucleotides. RefSeq lists its product as uncharacterized. NCBI's taxonomy places the organism in Eukaryota, Fungi, Basidiomycota, Agaricomycetes, Agaricales, Physalacriaceae. The record is from RefSeq and is a predicted model, not a curated record. Bases 223 to 1251 code for a protein of 342 amino acids. The transcript has 5 exons.
GGACGUUUAUGCAUAUGAUUCACCGUUCUUUUAUUUCCACAAUGUUUGUAAAUUACCUGGGUGGGUCUGGUCCGUGGACGGUGCGUACGGCAGUUUCCAUUCUUAAUUGCUCAGGGAAUCUUUCUAUCCCAAGACUCGUGUGUCUACCCUUCUACUUCGCUGCUGCCCAGCACCGACCGUCGCAUUGCUUACCAAGGUAGCUGCAAUGUUUUGAUAACGUAAAUGGAGCGAACUGGGCAGGGGAGAUCGAACUUUUUGGUUUCUAUUGUAACCACCAUGUCCACUUACUACGCAAGCUCUACCGAGAGCGCAUCUCUUGAACUUGAAGCCUUUGUCAUGCUCGGUCAGCUGGAGCUUAUGAUGCGAGGUUCACGCAGGCCCGACACGACAGAUGUUGACAUCAAGGAAAUUAACGAAGCUAUCAAGGUCUACGUCGAAAAGAGAACAGAAUUGGACUCGGAUAGAUCGUUAGCCCAAUGGCACUUGGUUACCGAUUCCCAGAACGCGGUCAUCCAUACAUUGCAGCGUUUGCAUAAUGUUCGCAUAGUACACGGACACGCUCUCUGGGAUAUGCCUAUCAUGGAAACAGUGCGAGAAUCGGAUGCUAGUACGAAUACAAAAGACGUUCAAAGUACUGCACUGAAUGGACAGCAGGCACCGUCUGCUAUGCCUUCUAAUACGCUGCCACAGCUAAUGCCGGAGGAUCCCGAGUUGUCGAGCUCUGAUUUGUCAAGUUUGACGUUUAGCCUUCCCGAAGGCAGAAAACGUAUGACAGAGGACGAUUUAUGGGAAAAGGUUUUGUCGUAUCUUCCGCCACUGAAACAGCCGUCUGUCGAAUGGCUCACGAAGUUACGAGAUUUGGUAGCAGACCUGGAUCCUGCGAACAGGGACAAGGCUGCUGCAAAACUCGGGCCCGAACUUUGGAGUCAGCUAGUUUUCUUAAACGUACACCGUUGCCGUUCUCGCACGCUGGCAAAGACCAAAGUAUUGAAGACUAAAAUCUCAAGCUGGGACUUGAUUCCUACAGAAGCAGAAGCACCUGUAAGUAUCGAGAAAUUUGGAUGGGAUGAAGUUGGGCUGAUACUUUUUACUAGUGUCGGGCGUGCGGCGACAAAAUUCCGUGUCAAUGGACAAACUCGAAAGACCGCUUCAAAUGUCGGGAGUGUCGUUUGCAAGGUAGGUGCUGCACGUUUAGCGGAGAUGAUAAUAAGCAAAAGGGAGAGAAGCGCAAACGAGGCUCCGAGCCCUUAGAAACUGCACCUAUAAGAGUCUGGGAAGAUGCUACCCACGUCUAUACAACUCGGACUUGCAAGACAUCUAAUGGCACGGUCUACUUGAAAACCCAAAUCCGCCCGCUGCCAUCACCUAUCGUACCUGAUAUAUAAGACAAUUCUCUAUAACUAUACCUAUCUACCUUGCUACGGGAAUUUCUAGUCUAUAUGUGUAGUACCUCUAAGUAAAAAGUAAAAAUGCACUUUCGAGACUCGGCAUUUGC